Aspergillus novofumigatus IBT 16806 is the source of this 1123-nucleotide messenger RNA. Its product is annotated as histone H3 K4-specific methyltransferase SET7/9 N-terminal domain-containing protein. The transcript has a single exon. The record is from RefSeq and is a predicted model, not a curated record. NCBI's taxonomy places the organism in Eukaryota, Fungi, Ascomycota, Eurotiomycetes, Eurotiales, Aspergillaceae. Bases 481 to 1086 code for a protein of 201 amino acids.
GGAGUCGUACAUCAAAUGGAGAGAGAGAGAUAGGCAGCAUGUUCAUUACGCCAGUCACGAAAAAUAAAAGAGGUCAAAAAUCAGCUAACGAGCGUACAAUACAGGCCUGAUACCCCACAGUUGGUUCUGGAGCUAGACGGUAGCCGGUCAGUCUGGGCGGAGUCUCGGAACCAACACUAUUCUGUUUUGGUUUCUCUUCGCGGGGUUCUAUCAAGGAGUUCAAGGUCCGACCUUUUAGGAUACGUAUGGAGGGUUUCAGUAUGAGGCUGGCUUUAAUGCAGGUAUGCUGACAUGCUGGCCCAAAUUAGGCUACCAACAUACAGCAUCGACGCUAAUAGACAGCUCCGCUGGGCAUGUUCCAGCUCCGACAAAAGUGCUAAUCUCCCAAAAGAUUGGCAGUAUUUCGGUUCCAGUCCAAGUAGGCGACGCCCAGAGUCCGCCUUGAAAACAGAGUAAAUAGCAGAUUCGAACGCUGCUAUAAUGACAGGAACCCAUGUGACCGGUUUGCCCUGGACCACCUCAGCAAAUCCGGGCAAGUACACUGGUACCGCGAUUGUCAAGCCCAAUGGUUCCAAGGUUCCUGACGGCCAAGGCAAAAUAAUUUAUAACGACGGAGAGUCCUACUACGAAGGACAGUGGCAAAACGGUGAACGAUGGUUCAAGGGCGCAUAUUCAUGUCCAGACUACAUCUACGACGGCGAGUGGCGUCAUGAUGCGCCGAACGGUCGGGGAGAGAAGCAAUGGAAAAAUAAGGGUAUUUAUAUUGGUAGCUUCGUUAACGGGAAAAGAGACGGUGCCGGAAGUUAUACUUUACCGGAUGGCAUGACUAUCAACGGGAUCUAUAAGAGCAACAAUUUGGUUGGAAAGUUCACAAAGCGCUGGCCUAACGGGGACUAUUAUACGGGAACCUGGGAUGACAGAACUGAUACAGGACAAGGAUACGGGCGCCUUCACAAGUCAAAGGGGCAGAUAUAUGAAGGAGAUCUCAAAGACAGGGGUAUUCCUCAUGGGCAUGGGAAAAUGAUCUACGAAAACGGAAAGGUUAGACGUGGGACUUGGAUAGAUGGAAGUUUCCAGGACAACUGAUAUGUUAAUGUACAGACAACUGUGAAUUGUGCAUGCC